This is a messenger RNA of Pecten maximus, 1536 nucleotides long. Its product is annotated as phosphatidylcholine transfer protein-like. The transcript is spliced from 6 exons. Gene Ontology annotation, molecular function: phosphatidylcholine binding; phosphatidylcholine intramembrane carrier activity. The record is from RefSeq and is a predicted model, not a curated record. The coding region runs from base 243 to 926 and encodes 227 amino acids. NCBI's taxonomy places the organism in Eukaryota, Metazoa, Mollusca, Bivalvia, Pectinida, Pectinidae.
CAGAAGAGCUUCAAAUCGAGUGACCGGAAGAUAUCUUCUAGAAUCAGAAGAGUGCAAAUCGAACGGGGCUCGGUACUUAGUACUUUGAUCGUUCCGGAUGUAUAGUAUCUCGCAUGACCCUUAGAUCCGGAAGUAAACAAAGUCAGUCAUGAUAAAAAGUCUCGUUAAAACAUGUACAUGUAAUUCAGUAUUGACUUGACAACGGGACCCAGUGCAAUUAGAUAGAUUGUUCAACAGACAACAUGUUUCAAGAUGCCGACUUCCAAGAGGCUUGUAACGAGCUCCAGAAUCCGAACAUUAAUGAAGCUGGUUAUGAGUUCUUCACUGAAUCAAUACAAGAUGGUUGUGAGGCGAAAAUUUAUCGACAAUACAACGAGACAUCAGGUCUCUACAAAUAUAAGGUUUAUGGAACCCUGACUGAAGUAUCUCCAGAAUUGUGUGCAGAAGUAUAUAUGGAUUUGGAGUAUAGACGUCAGUGGGAUACAUAUGUCUGUGAAUUAUUUGAAAAAGAAGAGGCUGACAAAAAGCUUAUCUAUUGGAAUGUUAAUUUCCCUUUCCCAAUGUCUAAUCGAGAUUAUAUAUAUCUACGUGAACUUCGGGAGAUGCAAACUGUCGAAGGAAAUAAAGUAUGGGCUGUUAUGGCUAAGAGUGUCCAGUGUGAUAGUGUUCCAGAGAAACGCGGUGUGAUACGGGUGGAUGAUUACCUUCAGAGCUGUGUACUUUCCACGGAUGGUCAAGGAGGAUCUAAAGCAUUUAUGAAGUAUUAUGACAAUCCCAAGGGUAUGAUUCCAACAUGGCUGAUCAACUGGGGAGCUAAGACUGGAGUUCCAGCUUUCCUGACAAUGAUGCAGACAGCAUGUAAAGGCUACUCUAAAUACCUAGAAAACAAAAGACAGCAAAUCAACCGUCAACAAGUGUCAUUGUGACGGUAAAUAAUAAUAAAAUGAAAAGUCAAACACAGAUCUGCUGUCUCCCAAGUACUUUUGCGGCUACAUCGUGGGAAUAUGAAUUAUAUUAGGUACAUCAUUAUAUGACGUCAUAGUUUCUGACGUGAUUAUAGUAGGGUACAUUAUUCAUAGUUAUUAUUUAUUUGUCCAGUUUAAAAAGGUUGAAUGAACUAUAUGACACGGUUUAAACAUGCCAUCCAUUACAAACAAGAUUUGAACAAUUACACUGCAAAGAUCUGUACAAAUCGGUCCAUCAGUGUUACGGACUAAAAUUAAAGCCGAUCAUUAUGAAAAGCCAAGUGGAAAAAAAGUCCCCAUUUAUGGAUAUCCAUAAUUCAUAUAUUGAUUUCCAUCAUUCAUUUACUGAUAUCAAUAAAUCGCCUAUUUUUGGAUAUCCAAAAAUGAUUUAUUAAUUUCCAAAAAUGAUUUAUGGAAUUUCAUCAAUCAGCUCUGGGUGUCAAAGGAAGACAACUCGUUCCAAUUCUCAUCAAAACUCCUAGGAAAUAAGCGACAAAAUUAUUAUGCUGCUUUUUCCAAUUGCUGGUAACAUGAAUUAAUUACAAUAAACGUCUAAUUAUUGGUCAUGAAA